Messenger RNA from Lachancea dasiensis, 933 nucleotides. NCBI's taxonomy places the organism in Eukaryota, Fungi, Ascomycota, Saccharomycetes, Saccharomycetales, Saccharomycetaceae. The record is from the annotation of a GenBank genome assembly.
AUGUCGUAUUUUUUUAAGAACUUGCAACCUGGCAAUGAGGUCGACGAAGGUUCCGAGGAUGACGAGUUGUUGAGAACUCUGUCGAAACGAAAUAUACAAGAUGAGGACAACGAUAGCGAAACUGACGACGAUGGCCUAUCGAACCUUUCUUUUGACGCAUUACGAAAAGCUGAAGCCCAGUUGGAGAAUGAACUGCGUGGCGAAAAAAAAAGAGGACUUUCAAGUUCUAAGAGAACCUCGAUUCAGGCCGUACCUCAGGCGGCAGAAACAAAGGACAAGUAUUACGAUGAAGAAUCAUUUGAUGAGAACUCAGCCUCCUCGUCAGAUGGCGAGGGUCUGUUUGAAGAGGAGAGUGUCCGUCGAACGGACAGCUUGAACCACACCAAAACGAAGAAGAAAAGCCAUGCCCCUGCAGAGCAAUCAGCGAAAAAGCGAGCUUCGAGAAUAAGGCAGAUACCAGGGUUAGAGAUUCCCAAAAGCAAGAAUGAAAAUCUAUAUCAGGACAUUCGCUUCGAUAAGUCGAUGGCAAAAUCGGAUGAUUAUGGGAAUAUUCGGAAACAUUACAGUUUUCUGGAUGAGUACAGGCAGAAUGAGAUAAAUGAGCUUACGUCGCUGUUGAAAGAUCGUAAGUUUCUGAAAAAAAUAACAGACCAUGAAAAAAAUGAAAUGGAAGAGAGGCUAACAAGCAUGAAGUCUAAACUUCAAACCUUGCAAAACCGUGAUUUGGACCGCAAAAUUAUAAAGGACUAUGAAACUGAUUUGAAUAAGGGAAACAAGACGAAGUUCCAUUUGAAAAAGUCAGAGCAACGCAAGGUGAUACAGAAAUACAAGUUUGAUCACAUGAAAGCCAAACAAAGAGAAAAGGUCAUGGAUAGGAAACGGAAGAAGAGAUUGGGGAAAGAAUUCAAGCAAUUCUCAUUUCAUGAUAGGUAG